AUGCUUUUAAACGGGUUUUCUCUUGAAGUGUUAGUGGACGAAAUGCCUCUCGCCGAAUAUACUUUACCUGACAGUAUAACAAAUGUAACGAUGACUGGAAAGUCUUACACACUUCAGGAAAACCUUGAUCAACCAUGUUUUAGUGAUUUUAAUACAUAUAUUGUGGCAGAACCUGGAAGAAAGUUCAAGUUAAGAUAUUUCUCAACAAAAGCAACUUCAAAUAAUCCAAUAAUGGCUGAAACGCUUAUUGAUGGACAAUUUGAUAAUACGUAUCGUGGUUUAAAAUCUCGUACAAUUCAAAUCCAAGAUUGUUUUAUGAACGUAACGAGAGAUAAGAAACUCGAGUUUAUGUUUUCUAACUCGAUUUAUAAUGAUUCAUUGAAAACUACUAUAAAGACUCCUAAUUCUCGAGGUGGGGUUGGGAUCAUUUCUAUUUAUUUUUAUAAAAGUCGUUCUGUUUCAAGACGAAAUUCCAUUACAACUACAUCCGAUAUUCAACAAGUAAAGAUGACGGAGAAUAAGAAAUCAUUUGAAAUUGAAUGCACUACUGCUUUUGUACCUCAACAAAGCAUUCGCAAAUAUGUUGGAUAUUAUGAUAUGGUUAAAGCAAGCACUACUCCAAUAGCGGCUCUACACCUUCAUUAUCGACCAGAAUCUUGGUUUGCAAUUCGAAACGUUCAAGUACAAAUUCCGACUCGUUACAGUUUACCAAAUAUAACAUUUAAUAGUGAAAAGGUUGCUAAUCAAAUGAAACUUAACAAAAGUAUCAAGGGUGAAAUCAAAAAUGAACAUGGUCGCGACAAAAUUAAACAAAUUGGUACAGUUAAAAUCGAGAAAGAAAAUAACAAACGUCCAUUUGAUGAAGUGAAUAAAGAGGAGAUUGACGUUAUUGAUUUGACGAAUGAUAAUGUUGUUGUGGGGGCUGAGAUUGUUGAAAAGAGAGCAAGGGUUAUGGAUUGUCAAAUAUUAGCAAUGUGGCCAAUACCACAAAGCUGGUCGAAAGGAAGCGAAACAUUGAGAGUAUUUCCAAGUCUUAAUAUAAAUUGUGCAAAUAUUGAAACUUCCGAAGAAUUAACUCAACAAAUUUUUGAGGGAGCAAAAAAUCGGGUUAAAGAAUUUUUGGUCGAUGAAAAUUAUGUUUCACCAAAUGUUCAUUUUGAAACCCCCGAGAAUUCAGUGACGUUACAUUCUUUGACCAUCGAGGUCACAGGUGAUAAAUCAUCAAAAUUGGAUUUUGGUAUUGAUGAAUCUUAUGAAUUAAUGAUUCCUUAUGAGAAAGAUAAACCUUUGAUCGCUCAUCUUAAAGCUCCAACAAUAUUUGGAAUUUUACAUGGUCUUAAUACAUUUACACAAUUAAUUUAUUUUAAUAAAGAGAAAAAAGAUUUGUUUUUACCUUUUGCUCCUCAUUAUAUUAGUGAUUACCCUAAAUUUUCUCAUCGUGGUCUGUUAUUGGAUACCGCACGAAAUUAUUAUCCUGUUAAUGAUCUAUUAAAAAUGUUGGAUGUUAUGAGUUGGAAUAAGUUUAACGUAUUUCAUUGGCACAUUGUCGAUGCAAAUAGCUGGCCCGUUAAAAGCGAAGUUUAUCCGGAAUUAA
Funneliformis geosporum is the source of this 1594-nucleotide messenger RNA. The record is from the annotation of a GenBank genome assembly. NCBI's taxonomy places the organism in Eukaryota, Fungi, Glomeromycota, Glomeromycetes, Glomerales, Glomeraceae.